Talpa occidentalis (Iberian mole) is the source of this 2051-nucleotide messenger RNA. It is a transcript of the gene CBLL1, whose product is annotated as Cbl proto-oncogene like 1. Gene Ontology annotation, biological process: protein ubiquitination; regulation of cell adhesion. The transcript is spliced from 6 exons. Lineage: Eukaryota; Metazoa; Chordata; Mammalia; Eulipotyphla; Talpidae. Bases 111 to 1637 code for a protein of 508 amino acids. The record is from RefSeq and is a predicted model, not a curated record. Gene Ontology annotation, molecular function: ubiquitin protein ligase activity.
AGACGGGAGUGGACACAAAUGAGCCAAGCCCGCGAGGUGGACACUGCACUGAGGGGCCUCAGGAAUCACCAUCACCCUUUGGCACUUUCUGUUUUGUUUGGCCGAGGAAGAUGAAGGCAGCAGCGCCCACAAACCCCUGGGACCAAGAGCUGGAACUAGAUACAGCCUGUUGUGACAAUGAGUUACAAGGCACUAAUAGUUCUGGAUCAUUGGGUGGUCUUGAUGUUCGAAGACGAAUUCCUAUAAAGCUCAUCUCCAAACAAGGGAACAAAGCCAAAGCUGCACCUCGAACUGCAAGGACUAUAAACAGGAUGCCUGCAAAGGCUCCACCUGGUGAUGAAGAAGGAUUUGAUUAUAAUGAAGAAGAACGAUAUGACUGUAAAGGUGGAGAACUGUUUGGAAAUCAGCGAAGAUUUCCUGGACAUCUUUUUUGGGACUUUCAGAUAAACAUCUUAGGUGAAAAAGAUGAUACGCCAGUUCAUUUCUGUGACAAAUGUGGAUUGCCUAUUAAAAUCUAUGGACGAAUGAUUCCAUGCAAGCAUGUAUUUUGCUAUGAUUGUGCUAUUUUACAUGAAAAAAAAGGAGAUAAGAUGUGUCCAGGCUGUAGUGAUCCUGUGCAGCGCAUUGAGCAGUGUACACGAGGUUCUCUCUUCAUGUGUAGCAUUGUUCAAGGGUGCAAGAGAACGUAUUUGUCUCAGAGAGACUUACAGGCUCAUAUCAACCACCGCCACAUGAGAGCUGGAAAACCUGUUACCCGUGCUUCACUUGAAAAUGUUCAUCCUCCUAUUGCCCCACCACCAAGUGAAAUCCCUGAUCGUUUUAUAAUGCCGCCAGACAAGCACCAUAUGAGCCAUAUUCCGCCAAAGCAGCACAUCAUGAUGCCACCACCUCCUUUGCAACAUGUGCCACAUGAGCACUAUAAUCAGCCUCAUGAGGAUAUCCGUGCUCCUCCAGCAGAAUUGUCCAUGGCUCCACCUCCACCUCGUUCGGUCAGUCAGGAAACCUUUCGUAUUUCAACAAGAAAACACAGCAAUUUGAUAACUGUCCCUAUUCAGGAUGACUCAAAUUCAGGUGCUAGAGAACCACCACCUCCUGCCCCAGCACCUGCUCACCAUCAUCCUGAAUAUCAGGGUCAACCAGUGGUAUCGCACCCUCAUCAUAUUAUGCCUCCACAGCAACAUUAUGCACCACCCCCACCUCCUCCACCACCAAUAAGCCAUCCAAUGCCACAUCCUCCCCAGGCCGCAGGUACUCCUCACUUGGUUUAUAGCCAAGCUCCACCUCCACCAAUGACCUCUGCUCCACCACCAAUAACCCCUCCCCCUGGACAUAUUAUUGCCCAGAUGCCACCUUAUAUGAAUCAUCCUCCUCCAGGACCUCCCCCACCUCAACAUGGUGGUCCACCUGUAACUGCACCCCCUCCUCACCAUUAUAAUCCUAGCUCUUUACCCCAGUUCACUGAAGAUCAAGGAACUCUGAGCCCUCCAUUUACACAACCAGGGGGAAUGAGUCCUGGUAUAUGGCCUGCACCAAGAGGGCCGCCUCCUCCUCCACGAAUGCAGGGUCCGCCUUCUCAGACCCCACUUCCUGGACCACAUCAUCCAGAUCAGACAAGAUAUAGACCGUAUUACCAAUGAUAAUAGUAUUUUGAACUGAAGAGACGAUGAGGAAAAAAACUUAUGUAUAGUCAAUCUUUUAAUUAAGCUUUGACUGCUUUGGGAAGGAAAUGCACCUCUUACUGAGGUGACUAUAAAACACUUAGGGUCUUGUCUCUUAAAAUGGUUUUAAAUCUUGACCUUAGAAUUGAUUUCACGUACUAUACUGUAGUGCAGAUAAGUGGCUCAGUUGAGCACAGCUAUAUUUUAACAACUUUAUUCCCCCAGUGUGGUAAAUUGACCCAGAGGUGACCAUUUGUAAAAAAAAUUUGAAAAAAAUAUUUCAUUGUUUCACUUUCCAAAGUACUGCUUUUGUUAAACCCAAUGUUUAGUUUUUCUUGUGAUACAUUUUGUUAACCUGUGUAAAAGGAUUAAAUUUCAAUAUGGUUGUAAAAA